Molecule: messenger RNA, 3078 nt
Organism: Toxorhynchites rutilus septentrionalis
Lineage: Eukaryota; Metazoa; Arthropoda; Insecta; Diptera; Culicidae
Exons: 1
Coding region: 1-3078 (1025 amino acids)
Biological process (GO): DNA integration
Molecular function (GO): nucleic acid binding
Source: RefSeq, a predicted model, not a curated record
AUGCGUAGGGUACGCGUGAACCAAGAUAAUCUGAUUAAACGAUGUUACCUUCCACAUCAUCCAGUAAUCAAACAAACAAGUACGACGACGAAACUUAGAGUGGUGUUCGACGCAUCCUGCAAGACUUCGAGUGGAAUUUCUCUGAACGAUGCAUUAUUGGCGGGACCGGUAAUCCAAGAAGAUCUUCGAUCGAUAAUUCUCCGUUGUCGCACAAAACGGAUAAUGUUGGUAGCAGACGUUGAGAAGAUGUUUCGUCAAAUCAUCAUGGAUGAAGGGGAUCAGCCGCUACAGAGUAUCCUAUGGCGAACCGACACCGAGCAAGAAAUUGGAACGUACGAGCUGUCCACCGUAACAUACGGGACGAAACCCGCACCGUUUUUGGCUACACGGACGCUCAAACAGCUAGCGGAUGAUGAGCAAACCAACUUUCCCCAAGCAGCCAAGGCAAUAAACGAGGAUGUGUACAUGGAUGAUGUAUUGACGGGAACGAAUAAUGUGAAGGAGGCGGUAGAUUUGAGGGUUCAGCUUGAAGCAUUAAUGAGAAGUGGAGGUUUCAAGCUACGGAAAUGGGUUUCCAACUGCGAGGAAGUUCUUCAUGGUGUACCAGAGGAAGAUUUAGCGUUGGGAAGACAGGAUCAUGUUGAACUUGAUCCAGACCCAGCAGUGCGAAUGUUAGGCUUGACUUGGCUACCAAAAACUGACGGACUGAAACUACAGUUUUCAGUUCCGGAGCAACACCCAACAGAUACGCUAUCAAAAAGAAGGGUAUUAUCUAUUAUCGCAGGACUGUUCGAUCCUCUAGGACUAGUUGGCGCAGUUAUCACAGUGGGGAAACUUUUUAUGCAACGACUGUGGAAAUUUGAAGAUGCGAAUGGAAGGAAAUUGGAUUGGGAUAGUCCAAUUCCCUCAAGACCAAGAGAUGAAUGGCGAGAAUUUCACAGACAACUCCCCAUUUUGAACACUAUCUCCAUAAAACGUUGUGUUUUGGUACCGGAUCCAAUCAUCAUUGAGCUGCACGUAUUUUCAGAUGCUUCGGAGAAAGCAUACGGAGCGUGUGCUUACCUGAAAAGUUGCAAUUUGAUGGGAACAACUCACAUAGCACUACUCUCCUCGAAAUCCAAGGUAGCGCCAUUGAAAACCCAAUCCAUUCCACGACUGGAGUUGUGCGGAGCGCUGCUAGCAACGCAGCUAGCCGAGCAAAUUUCAACUGCUAUCAAAAUGAAUCCAGUGGUUUAUUUUUGGACGGAUUCAACGUGCGUACUGCAGUGGAUAAGGGCAACCCCUUCCACAUGGACAACUUUUGUGGCUAAUCGGGUGGCAAAAAUACAGCAGACUGCGGAGAAUCGUACCUGGAACCACAUCCCAGGAUGCCAGAAUCCAGCCGAUCUUAUUUCAAGGGGCGUGCUUCCUGAAGAGAUUAUUGGGAACAAUCUUUGGUGGGAAGGGCCGUCAUGGCUACGAGAAUCCCAACGGCACUGGCCGAUUCAUCCAGUUCCAACAAAAACAACAGAGGCAGAAGCUGAGUUCCGUCAGUCAGCGGUUAGUUGCGCGACAUUGCAGCAGGAUACUUUCACGGUUUGGUAUCUCAGCAAGUUUUCAUCGUUCACGGACCUGGUGAGGCGUACCGCAUACUGGCUCCGGUUGAUGAACAUUUUGAAACAACAAGGAAAGAAGGAGAAUUCACGGGAUUUUCUCACAACAUCGGAGUUAGUAGAGGCAGAAUAUGCUAUAAUUCGCAGCGUGCAGAAGGAAGAAUUCAAGAAGGAGUGGAAGGCAUUAUCUAAGGGCGAACCGGUCACAGAGAGCUCUCCACUUCGAUGGUUUAACCCAACCCUCUCAGCAGAGAAUUUGAUCCGAGUUGGCGGUAGACUGGAACAUUCAUUAGAAAGUGUCAAUAGGAAACAUCCGAUAGUUCUACCAGCACGGCACCCUAUAACUAGGAUGAUUUUUGAACAUUUUCAUAAGAAAUUGCUCCAUGCAGGUCCACAACUGCUUUUGGCAACAGUGAGACAACGAUAUUGGCCGCUACGAGGACGGAAUCUAGCCCGUUUUGUGUAUCACAACUGCAAUCGUUGUGCUCGAUUGAAGCCGACUCAAAUACAGCAAUUCAUGGGAGAUUUGCCAGCGGCGCGUGUGACCCCCGGAAGACCAUUUAUCAAGGUGGGUGUAGACUACUUUGGACCCGUCUUCAUACGGCAUGCACCACGUCGACCAGCUUCUAAGGCAUAUGUCGCUGUGUUCGUGUGCAUGUGUACAAAGGCAGUACAUCUGGAGAUGGUAACUGACCUAUCUACGGAUCGUUUCAUCCAGGCUUUGCGACGAUUUGUUGGAAGAAGGGGAAAAUGUUCGGACAUUUUUUCGGACAACGGUACUAAUUUCGUCGGAGCUCGUAACCAGUUAGGGGAAUUAUCAAGAUUUCUAAGAGGAACUGAUAACCGAGAGAAAAUAACUAGAGAAUGUGCGAAUGAGGGUAUUCAGUGGCAUUUCAACCCACCUAGUGCCCCACACUUUGGAGGUUUGUGGGAGGCUGCGGUGAAAUCAGCAAAAAUUCACCUAAUGAAGGUUUUAGGGGAUUCGGUGUUGUCAUUCGAAGACAUGAGCACAUUACUAGUUCAGGUCGAAUGUUGCCUGAACUCAAGACCUUUGAUCCCAAUGUCCGAAGAUCCAAACGAACUGGAACCACUCACUCCAGGGCAUUUUCUGAUAGGGACUAGCUUGCAACAAUUGCCAGAGAUGAGUGUGACCGAUAUUCCGAUGAACCGACUCAAGCAGUGGCAAGCAACUCAGAAAAUUUUGCAGUGUUUCUGGAAAAGAUGGAGGACGGAAUAUUUGGCACAAUUGCAGGGGCGCACAAAACGAUGGCAACCGCCAAUCCAAAUUGUUGUGGGUCAGCUUGUAGUUAUACGCGACGAAAAUUUACCACCAACUCGUUGGAAAAUGGGUCGCAUCAUUCAACUGCAUCCUGGUAUGGACGGAGUCGUCAGAGUAGUCACUUUGAGGACAGCUACUGGACUACUAAAGAGACCAGUGGAAAAAAUAUGUUUGUUGCCCCCAGCAUGCCAACCUUGCGAAACUUAA